Molecule: messenger RNA, 1376 nt
Organism: Parastagonospora nodorum SN15
Lineage: Eukaryota; Fungi; Ascomycota; Dothideomycetes; Pleosporales; Phaeosphaeriaceae
Exons: 2
Coding region: 1-1182 (393 amino acids)
Source: RefSeq, a predicted model, not a curated record
AUGUCCGGCAUUCUGAUUCCUCUGUCUGAGCGGCAGUCUCGACCAUCGCAGCGGAAUGUCUCAGACCCCUACAACCUGGCCAUACCUCCAAGAAGUCAGCGGCGCUCUACCUACCAACGCGCAGAUACACCGACACAAUACCUUGAUCCACCAGAUGAAGUGAAAGAAAAGAGAGGUACGCCGUACUUGGAGAUCCCAACAGCGACAAUUGUUGUUACCGAACGCCCGCGACCACGCACGCUGAACGGCAGUUCACAAUCCAUGAUAUUUCGCCACGAAAGCAAAUACGAUCCCAAGAGGUGGGAGAAGCCAAGGAAAAAGAUAAAUGACCGAGUGCUUGCAUUUGCAGUAACAUUCGGUCUCGCCGUACUCCUGGCAGUUGCAAUACCACUUGCAGUGAUUCUGCCACAAAAGUACAUUAAGCCAUUACCAAUCAAUGUACUGGUACCAUUCUUCGUGGACACAGUAAACGAUUCUUGGGAACGAUUAGAAGACGCCAUCAUCAAAUACCACGACAUACACUUCAGCGUCGUCGUCAAUCCGAAUGACGGGCCAGGCAAUGCCACAUGGCCAUCCGCCACGAUGAUAGAAUCUGUCCAACGCAUCAACAAGUUUGCCAACGUGCAGGUGCUUGGUUACAUCGAUACUGCCAACGGGACCAUGCUGAACGCAACCGUGCGAACUCAGAUCGCGACGUACGCAGGGUGGUCGAAUGUAACAGAAGACUUCGCGUUGGACGGCAUUUUCUUCGACCGAACACCGUGGAAGAAUGACGAUGAAGGCAAGGUGCAGGCUUAUUUGCGCAAUGUGAGCGCGACGGUCCGAACCGCCGAUGGCUGGGCCGACGGUCGGAAAGGCUUGGUCGUGCACAACGCUGGACAUAUACCAGAUGCGGACUUAAUGGAUGAGAAGCCUGAUAUUGUGGUUAUGUUUGAGGGCGCUUACGAUGAUAUGCCGGAAAGAGAAGCGCUGCAUGCGGAAUUAGCCGCAGCAAAAGGUGAAAGAGAGAGCUUCGCCAUGCUCGUGAACUCAGUGCCAAAAGACCUAGGACGAGGAGGACUACGAAGAAUUGUGGAAAGCGUUCGGAGGGAUGUGGAGUGGUUGUAUCUGACGAACUUGACGGAUAAUGUGUAUGCAGGGUACAGCUCGUUCUGGGAGCAGUGGCUUGAUGUUUCUUGGUAAUAUCUGAAGACAACGAAGGCACCUUUUCCAGGCUGUAAAAAAGCAUCAAAGCGUUCUUGUAAAAAGUUCCGACUAGGCACACCAGACUUCUUCGUGCAUGUGCCUGGUUGUCCGUGCUUAGUCAGCGGUUAAAGAGCGGGUGUACGAAAGGACACAUAAGCUCUUCCUUAGACGCGAAUGCAAGUAUGUCUAAC